CUCUAUCACGUUCUACAACAUUAACUACCCACCAACUUUUUCUACCUCCCACCAAAAGCGCCAAGAUGAUUCUCGAGGCUCCUCCUCCGCGACGCCACAUCUCCGGCGCGCCCAUCUCCCUCAGCGACGCAUCCGGCAUCCUCGAAAAGUACCUCUCAAAUUCCGAAACUCACCCACACCUUCACCCCGAUGCGACCAUCACACCAGAAGGCGUCGCAUUCAAUGCGCAAGGCGGUGCCAUGGGCAAUCCAAUCAUGCACCACUUACGCCGUGUAGCAGCGGGUUUGCGCGGCGAAUACCAAGAGCCAGAGCGAGCGCUAGACAUGGAAGAGGACCAGCAGGAUUUCACUGCCGAUGUCACUGUCAGUGGUGGAAAGGGCAAGACAGGCAAGAAAGCGGCGGGUGCCGACGAUGAUUGGCAAGAUCUAGCUUCAUACCAAGCGGAGCAAGGCGAUAUCGAAAUCGGCGAGAUCGGCGACAGGACGAAUGUUGUACAAGAGGGUGGUGAAGAGCCCCAAGUACAGUCUCCCAAGAACAAGGACAGGAAGAAGAGGAAGAACGAGCAGGCAGAGGAGCCGGUCGUAGCGGAUGGUCAGAUAGACAAGGAGGCGCGGAAGAAGGCGAAGAAAGAGCGAGAUCAGCAGAGGAAGAAAGAAAAGGCCGCGAAGAGCAAGGCGACCGAGUAGGGCUAUCAGGCAUCACGACCUCGAGAGAUACACCUGCGCCCAAGCUGCAACGAGAUCGAAAGAUAUACUGGCCAUUGCAUUCGAGCUGUAUUCUACGAAUUUCUUAUCGCAUUCGCGACUGCGCGGUCAUGUACCCAUGACCUUUUAUACCCGAUAUUGUACAAAUCCUGAUCGAGAUCCACGCCUACAGUUCCCGAUCCGCUGCCUUUACAGGCUUCUCGUCGUCCUUCGCCUUAUCCUCUG
Messenger RNA from Alternaria alternata, 929 nucleotides. RefSeq lists its product as hypothetical. Bases 66 to 686 code for a protein of 206 amino acids. The transcript has a single exon. The record is from RefSeq and is a predicted model, not a curated record. Lineage: Eukaryota; Fungi; Ascomycota; Dothideomycetes; Pleosporales; Pleosporaceae.